[Torrubiella] hemipterigena is the source of this 2509-nucleotide messenger RNA. The record is from the annotation of a GenBank genome assembly. Lineage: Eukaryota; Fungi; Ascomycota; Sordariomycetes; Hypocreales; Clavicipitaceae.
CUGAAGAGGCGCUAUUGCAUAUCCAACUUUUGCUGUACAAUAAAAAGGAGCCCCGCGCGCAUAUCCGCGUAUUGUCCCAAAGAAGCUAGCGUCUGGCUUGGAUACCCGCCGCCGUUGUUGGCAGCCACGCAGUAUGGCUGUUGUAGCUACAACGCUGUCGAUGCAACUCGUUACGUGACCUGUUACCAAAAGGAUUGGCCCUUUUUGUAGCAGCACGGAAUACUUUUAUACGGUUUCUAUUUCUACCUAUUUCCAAGUCUUGGAAUAAGGGCCAAGUGGAACUGUCUCUCGGCUAUCAUUACACAACAGCAGUCCCGAGACACCCAGAGAUUCCGCCAUGCGUCGUGAUAGAAUCAACGUCGCCCGCUUGGCUCCUGCCGUGAGCUAUUUGCGAACUGGGGAAAUAUCUUGCUAGGGCAUAAAUUUAGAUUCUUUUACUUCCUGUCAAACGAGAGAAUGAAUGUAUAAAGGCAGCUUCAAUAUCCUCUAAUCUAUCGCAAAAGGAAUUCUAUCCAUCAACCCAUCAUCCACACUCUUACCCUUCUCUUCCUUACACUACAUCACCAUGGUCAAGUUUACUUUCCUUACCUUGGCCCUGGCCAAUGCCGCUUCGGCCAAGAUCAUCAUAGACAAGGCCAACUUCCUCGGUCAGCAAGUUGCCCUUCCGAAUGGUCUGGUUGAGGCUCGCAAAGAGCUCGAAGAGACCUUCACGGCCGCUGAUGGCAGCAACGAGAGAAGCGCUGGCGUUGUGUCCUACUACAACUACUGCAACUUUCCUUUAUUUGCCUACAGACAGGAUCGCACCUUUUCCAAGCUGGCCACCAUCGGUCCUCGUGAGGCCAUGAUCACCGACUUUGAAGAGGAGCCUAACACGGGCAGUGUCACAUUCCGCUUCACACGCGAUGAGAACCUCGAUAACGACGCUGGUAGCAUCUUUGUCUCUUACCGCAGCGAGAUGGGUCAGCGAGGCAUGUUCAUCCACGCUCAGGCAUACAGCGUCUUGGGCAGCCCGCUUCCUCGUGGUGAGAACAUGACUCUCAACACAGCUGUCUCUCUAUCUUGCAGCGACGCUGUUGGAUCUUUCGCUCUUAUGGGUCAGCAUGUCAAGGGCCGCAUGGAGUGCGAGGGCAACGAGAGAGCUUUAAUCUCCGGUACAAUGACGCUGAGCACCGGAUUCUGUGUCCAGGGCGGUUUUGAGCCAUCUAUCCGACUCAACAACGAAACAAGACAGCUUACCACGGGUCCUGGCGUUCGUCAAACUGUGAUUAGAGAUGGAGACGGCCGCGACGACCGCAACGACGACCGUGAUCAGAAUAGAGGCCGCAACAGAGAUCAAGAAAACCGCGAUCGCAACAGAGAUCAGGAGCACCGCGACCGUCAGAGAGAGCAAGAGAACCGUGAUCGCAACAGAGACCGCAACCAGCAGGACCGCAACCAACAAGAUCGCAACCAACAAGAUCGUAACCAACAAGAUCGUAACCAGCAGGAUCGUAACCAGCAGGAUCGUAACCAGCAGAACCGUGAUCAACAGAACCACGAUCAACGCAACAGAGACAUGUUCAGGGAUCGCACCGGACAGGGAAGCCAGCAGCAGCAGAACCAGCAGGGCAACACUGGUAACACGGGAAACGCCGGUAACACUGGUGGCCAAACCCAGCAGCAGAAGAUGCAGCAAGACCAAAUUAAGCAGCAACAGGAGCAGAUUCAACGUCAGCAAAAGAUGCAACAGGAGCAGAUGCAGGGAAUGCCACAGAUGCAGCAAGAGCAGCAGGCAGCCAAGCCUAUCCCCAUGCCCACAACCCAGCCUGAAGCUCAGAAGCAGCAGGCCGCUGCUCAGCCUUUGCCGGUUAUUGUUCAGCGUCCUGGUAUGAUGCCCGCUGCCCAGUAAAUGGGUGGUGCAUCCCGUCGUCUACCUAUUCCAGCUUAGGCGGCUCUUAGUUUCAUAUUGUCUCUACCAUGCACAUCUAUCUGCUUUUCUUCAGCGGGGAGUCUGGUUGGUUUUUCUUUUCUUUCUGUUCUUCUUUUCUCAGCCCUUUUUUUCGAAAGUUUGUUUGGUACUUCUGGCUGUUUCUUUCUGGGUUUUGCUCUUUCCGCAUUGCUUUUGAAUCAUUUUCCCUUAUUUUUGCAUCAUUUCUUUUCUGUUUUUGUUGUGUUUUUGUUGUGUUUUUUUGCUUUCUUUCUUUGUCGCACUCUUUGAUUUCUGCUUGUUUGAUUUUCUUUGGUUCGAUUUUUUACCUUUUUGAUUUUCAGCUGGUGUCUGCUUCGGUGUCUCAACGUGUUUAGCUCUCGCUUUUUUAGCUGCUUUCUUUGCCUGUGCCUUUUUUUGGUUUCUUUAUCUAGCGAUCGUUUUUUUAUGCCCCUAAACAUCUAUUAAUAUCUAAUUCGUAUAAUAAUUGAUGUUGGCUGUGAUAGCUGAGCACCGGUUUCCAUUUGAGGUUAGGGUAGAUCUCCUCCCUAUAAGGCGCAAAAGGGGCCAUCAGCCGUUCAGCCUCACCUUGGUCAGUAAAAC